Molecule: messenger RNA, 1014 nt
Organism: Rotaria sp. Silwood1
Lineage: Eukaryota; Metazoa; Rotifera; Eurotatoria; Philodinida; Philodinidae
Source: the annotation of a GenBank genome assembly
AUGGAUUCGAUAUCUGUAAUGAAUGAAGAUAUUAGUUCAAAUCCGUUAGAAUCUCAAUCAGCAUCAACAGUAAAGGCAAGAACAUCAUUAGAAUGUGUUACACCACUACCAUCAGCAAUAAUAAAUAAUGAUAAAUGUCAACCACAAGCAAUGCAACAGUUAAAAUAUGAUUGCAAUGAACUUUUAUGUAUUCGUGAUAAUUCAGCAACAUUUCCAUUGCCGAAAAGUCUUUCUAAUCUUCCAAUUAUUAUUAAUGAAGGCAAUCAAAGCAAAAUUGAUGAUAAUAAUCUAACCCUAUGUGAUGUUGAGUCAAUACUAGAUGAACUUACACCAGAAACAUUUGGUGCAUUGGCAACAAAACUGAGAAAAUUAAAAUUUGAUUGUUAUGAAAAAUUAAAAGAAAUCGUUGAGCUAUUUUAUUCCAAAGGUGUUGAUGAAUCAGGAUCUAGCUGUCUAUAUGCAAGAUUAUGUAAACAAUUUAACAGAAGAACAGUUGCUGUUUCAAAUGCACGCUGUCGAGAAAGCAGAUAUGGAUUUCGUGGAGUAUUAGUAAAACAUUGUCAAAAGCAAUACGACAAUAUUUGUAGAGAAGAAAUUGAAUAUGAAAAACAAAAACUUGAAAGUGAAACUGUACUAAAUGAAAAAAAUGAUAGAGACGCGACGAAGAAAUUGGAAGAAGACUUUAUUAAAAUUAAACGAAGAAAGUUAAAACAUCUUCUUUUUAUUGGUAAAUUAUAUAGAUUUGGUAUCAUGUGGUCUUCUGUUGUGUUCGAGUAUAUUGAAUAUUUACUUCGUGAUAAAAAUGACGAAGAAAGUCUCGAAUAUUUACAUCAUUUGUUACGUACGACUGGUCAAAAACUUGAAGAUGAAAUGAUUCCAACAGUACCAGAAAAAUCCCGAUUGGAAAAAUACUAUGGUCAAUUGAAUACUAUUGUUAAAGAACACAAAAUAUCAGAUCAUAUUUGUCGCAUGAUUAAAGAUCUUAUAGAAUUAAGACAAGUGAGUGAACUCUGA